This is a messenger RNA of Myotis brandtii (Brandt's bat), 189 nucleotides long. RefSeq names its product translocase of outer mitochondrial membrane 6 homolog (yeast) (gene TOMM6). Gene Ontology annotation, cellular component: mitochondrial outer membrane translocase complex; mitochondrion. The transcript has a single exon. NCBI's taxonomy places the organism in Eukaryota, Metazoa, Chordata, Mammalia, Chiroptera, Vespertilionidae. The record is from RefSeq and is a predicted model, not a curated record. The coding region runs from base 24 to 155 and encodes 43 amino acids.
UUGCGGAGCGUGGAGCUGCUGCUAUGGCUUCCAGCGGGGUCGGCGUGAGCGCUGGCGGCUCGGCAAAUGAAGCUCCCGAAAUCCCAGACAACGUGGGAGAUUGGCUCCGGGGCGUCUACCGCUUCGCCACCGACAGGAAUGACUUCCGGAGGUAACGGAGCCGCAGCCCGGCCCCAGCCCUCCCUCCGG